Messenger RNA from Saccharomyces mikatae IFO 1815, 1878 nucleotides. RefSeq names its product sphinganine kinase LCB4 (gene LCB4). The record is from RefSeq and is a predicted model, not a curated record. NCBI's taxonomy places the organism in Eukaryota, Fungi, Ascomycota, Saccharomycetes, Saccharomycetales, Saccharomycetaceae. Bases 1 to 1878 code for a protein of 625 amino acids. Gene Ontology annotation, cellular component: membrane; cytoplasm; intracellular membrane-bounded organelle. The transcript has a single exon. Gene Ontology annotation, biological process: sphingosine biosynthetic process.
AUGGCAGUACAGAAAAAACUGAGAGCGAUUUUGACCGAUGAAGGUGUACUGAUCAAAUCGCAAUCGCACCAUAUGUUCAAUAAGCAUGGCCAACUCAGAAGCGCAGAUUCUUUGUCUUUGUUGAGUUGUUUGUCUUGCUUGGAUGACGGCACCUUGAGCUCUGAUGGAGGUUCUUUUGACGAGGACGAUUCUCUGGAACUGUUGCCUCUUAAUACUACCAUACCAUUCAAUAGGAUUCUGAACGCAAAAUAUAUAAGCACCAGUCAAACAAACCUUGAUAACGGCAAGUUGUCAACAGAUCCUUUCCAAACGGAAAAUCUGAGCUCAUCGUCUGAGAAUGACGAAAUGGAGAAUCAUAGUUUAAGCAAUGACAAAAUCAGACCACCUACAAACGAACUGCAACCGUCCUCGAAUAAGAACAGGUGGGCUUCGAAGACUAGCAAUAUCAAAACAUCUUUUGAUGCUUCACAUGAUACCACCCCAACUCUAGGGAUGAAAGAUCACCAAUACCUGAUCGAGUUGACUUUUGUUGUACCCAAAGGCCAUGAUGUUAUACCACAAAAAUUAACUUUAUUAAUAGAUCACGUCCCGAGAAAGUCAAGAGCAGGUUCUAAAGGAGAAAUAAUCCCUUCCGGUAUUGUGGAAGAAAUUCUAGAAAAGAGUUAUGAAAAUUCGAAGAGAAACAGGUCGAUAUUGGUCAUUAUAAACCCCCACGGUGGUAAAGGUACAGCCAAGACAUUAUUCUUAACAAAAGCACAGCCAAUAUUAGCAGAAAGUGGCUGCAAAAUAGAAAUCGCGUACACAAAAUAUGCUCGUCAUGCGAUCGAUAUUGCCAAAGAUUUGGAUAUUCGUAAGUACGAUACGAUUGCCUGUGCAUCGGGUGAUGGUAUUCCAUACGAAGUAAUUAAUGGACUUUACAGAAGAUCAGAUAGGGUAGAAGCGUUCAAUAAAUUAGCUGUGACACAACUGCCUUGCGGUUCAGGAAACGCUAUGAGUAUAUCUUGUCAUUGGACAAACAAUCCAUCAUAUGCAGCUCUCUGUCUCGUCAAGUCUAUUGAAACAAGAAUAGAUUUGAUGUGUUGUUCUCAACCCUCUUAUAUGAACGAAUGGCCAAGAUUGUCCUUUUUAAGUCAGACAUACGGCGUCAUUGCAGAAUCCGAUAUUAAUACUGAAUUCAUCAGAUGGAUGGGGCCGAUCAGAUUCAAUCUUGGUGUAGCAUUUAAUAUCAUUCAAGGAAAGAAGUAUCCUUGUGAAGUUUUUGUUAAAUAUGCUGCCAAGUCCAAAAAGGAAUUGAAAGUUCAUUUUUUAGAAAACAAAAAUAGUAAUAAAGGAUAUUUAACCUUUGAACCGAAUCCUGAUCCAAACUCUUCGCCAGAUUUAGUAUCUAGAAGCAACAAUAAUGAAAUAAAAGAUGAGCUUUCACCGAAUUUUCUCACGGAAAGUAAUUUCAAAUUAAAGUAUCCAAUGACUGAACCAGUACCUAGUGAUUGGGAGAAAAUGGAUCCAGAGCUAACUGACAACUUGACAAUUUUCUACACAGGGAAAAUGCCAUACAUUGCCAAGGAUACCAAAUUUUUUCCCGCAGCUUUGCCAGCGGACGGUACUAUUGACUUAGUCAUAACUGACGCAAGAAUCCCAGUGACUAGAAUGACACCAAUUUUAUUAUCCUUAGAUAAAGGUUCCCAUGUAUUAGAACCUGAAGUUAUUCACUCAAAAAUUUUAGCCUACAAGAUUAUACCAAAAGUGGAGUCUGGUUUAUUUUCAGUUGAUGGUGAAAAAUUUCCUUUGGAACCUUUGCAAGUCGAAGUUAUGCCCAUGCUAUGUAAGACGUUGCUGAGAAAUGGCAGAUAUAUUGACACUGAGUUUGAAUCCAUGUAG